AAACCCGAACACGAACCCGACCUGACCUGAUCCGUUUGCCACCCCUAGUGGCACAGGGCAAACCCCCGUGAGAGGGAGCAAAAAUUGAAGAUACCCUGUCCUUCCAUCCCUUCGCCCAUCACCUCCGUCAAUUCAAUUAAAACCCCCAAUACCGUUCUCUUUCUCUCUCCUCUUUUUCUAGGGUUCUUACCCUUCAAUGUUAAUUUCCCCAACUUAAACCCUAAUUUUCAAUUACCGAUUCGAUCAACUAUUUUCCGGCGAAAUCAAUGGAUUCUUCAACAACAACCGCCACCACAACAACCCCCGCCGCCGCCGACACCACCACUACCGCCGGAAAUACUCCGACGCCGAUGUCAAACGUCAAUGGUCCGCCUCCAUUUCUCUGUAAAACUUACGAUAUGGUGGAUGAUUCGGCAACUGAUUCGGUAGUUUCAUGGAGUUCUACUCACAAUAGCUUCAUCGUUUGGAACCCUCCUGAGUUUGCUAGAGAUCUUUUGCCUAAGUAUUUCAAGCAUAACAAUUUCUCCAGUUUUGUUCGACAGCUUAAUACCUAUGGAUUUAGAAAGGUGGAUCCAGACCGCUGGGAAUUUGCAAAUGAGGGAUUUUUAAGGGGUCAGAAACACCUGCUUAAGAAUAUCACUCGGCGAAAGCCUGCUCAUGGACAAGGUCCACAACAUCAACAACAAGCAAAUACACAGACUUCAUCUGUUGGAGCUUGUGUUGAGGUGGGUAAAUUUGGGCUGGAGGAAGAAGUGGAGAGGCUUAAAAGAGACAAGAAUGUGCUUAUGCAAGAACUUGUUAGAUUGAGACAGCAGCAGCAGUCAACUGAUAACCAGUUGCAAACCAUGGUACAACGUCUGCAGGGAAUGGAACAGCGCCAGCAGCAAAUGAUGUCAUUCUUAGCAAAAGCUGUACAGAGUCCUGGAUUCUUGGCUCAAUUUGUACAGCAGCAAACUGAGAGCAGCAGGCGCAUAUCUGAAGCUAACAAGAAACGAAGGCUUAAGCAAGAUGGUGUUACUGAGAGUGAAAAUGCUACCCCUCCCGAUGGACAAAUUGUGAAAUACCAACCCUUAGGGAAUGAUUCUACUCAGGCAAUGCUCCGGCAGCUAAGGAAUUUGGACGCCAAUUACAAUAGCAACUCCGAUAAUUUCUACAUUGGCGAUUCAUCUUCUACUAGUGCAAUGGAAAAUAAAACACAAGCAAAUCGGGUAUCAGGAGUUACCCUUCAAGAGGUCCCACCAACUUCUGUACCAGCUUAUGUGAUUCCAACUUCUCAGAUUGGUGCUGGUGGUCCUGAUGGUGCUGUUGUAUCUAAGAUAAAAUCGCCUCCUGUUAUGACCAGUUCUGAAACUGUAUCCACUCCUGCACUCUCAGAAAUAAGUGGUCUUUUAAGCCCUGAAACAAUACCCUCUGUAAGUCUUCCACAGACAAAUAGUGUCAUGCCAGAGAUAUCCUCUUUGCCUGACAUUGUACAUAAUUCUGUUGACAUUCCUGGGGAAAAUUUCCUGUUAAAUGAGACAGGAGAUGGUGACUUUAUGGAUCUGACAUCUGUUGACUUUGACGGGACAAUUCCCAUUGAGCUGCCUCCUGAUGCUGAUCUAGAUUUGUUUCUUGAUGAAGACUCAUGGGAUCAGUUUAUAAACCGUAACAAUUUAAUUCCCUGUGAUUACAAUGAGCCUGAGAUGCCUAACGUUGAAAAUUCGGCAGAGGUAAAAGAAGUGCAGCCCUUAGAUAACGGGUGGGACAAACGGCAAAGAAUGGAUCAGCUUACAGAACGAAUGGGUCUUUUAAACUCAGAUAACCAAUUAGUUUGAUUAGCCAUCUGUACAGUUAUGGCUCUUACCAUCCAAGAUGUUUUUGAUUGCAGGCUUCAACUCACUAGGGAAGGCCUAAUGAUAUAUGUUCCAUGCUUUUUUUCUUGAUGAACAUUUUCUUUACAGCUCUUUCAGUUCCCGUGUAGAACAGCCAUUUCUGGCUCAUAAAUUUUUUGGCCUAGACCAUGGAUUCUUAUGCAGCAUGCUGGCAAGGAGUUGGUCAUCUUGUGAUAUGCUUCUUUCCAAUUGUAUCAAUAUCAAGAUUAAUUUGUACAAGACAGUGAAGCAAUUUAGGUUUGAUGAAUGAUUUACUCCAUCUUUGAUGUAAUUUUUUGCUCAAUUCUUUUGCUCGUGUAGCUAUGUAGCAAACUGGCUUUUAACUUUGAACUUAUAAUUGCAGAGGUGAUUGUCAUCUCUUUCUUUUAGCUAUGGUCUCACCUGUGUGUAAAGUUUACGCUUUGACCUCUUUAUGAGUUUUUCUCAUUCGAUAUAA
Chenopodium quinoa (quinoa) is the source of this 2307-nucleotide messenger RNA. RefSeq names its product heat stress transcription factor A-1d-like. Gene Ontology annotation, cellular component: nucleus. NCBI's taxonomy places the organism in Eukaryota, Viridiplantae, Streptophyta, Magnoliopsida, Caryophyllales, Amaranthaceae. Gene Ontology annotation, molecular function: RNA polymerase II cis-regulatory region sequence-specific DNA binding; DNA-binding transcription factor activity. The coding region runs from base 267 to 1814 and encodes 515 amino acids. The record is from RefSeq and is a predicted model, not a curated record. Gene Ontology annotation, biological process: regulation of transcription by RNA polymerase II. The transcript has 3 exons.